Messenger RNA from Mollisia scopiformis, 2333 nucleotides. Its product is annotated as bacterial alpha-L-rhamnosidase domain protein. The transcript is spliced from 4 exons. The record is from RefSeq and is a predicted model, not a curated record. Gene Ontology annotation, biological process: carbohydrate metabolic process. Bases 129 to 2186 code for a protein of 685 amino acids. NCBI's taxonomy places the organism in Eukaryota, Fungi, Ascomycota, Leotiomycetes, Helotiales, Mollisiaceae.
CUCUUCACUCCUUAUCGUCAGGCGUUCACGUCACCCUUCACUCUCUUUCGAAUCACUCCUUCAUCGUGAUGUUUAUUGCAUAGUAGUAUAGUAUCGUAUAGUAUAGAAGAAAGACAUAAGUUGCGGUAAUGUUUACUCUUGCCGGCCUCGUCACCCUCGGGGCCCUGGUCUCGCAGAGAUCUGUAGCUCUUGCAGCCGGAUGUUGGCGAGACACUACAUGCGAUGGACCCACUUCAGCAGCAUUCCCUGGACCUUGGGACGAAUACAACUAUUCACCGACUAGCAGGACUGUAUCUCCUACAAGCAUUCUUUCCGCAAAUGGGGAAGUCAUUGGGAACUAUCCCGGGACGGCAACAUUGAAGGGGAAUGGAACCCAAUUGAUAUUUGAUUUCGGGAAAGAAGUCGCUGGCAUCGUCACCGUCACCUACGGCGCCACAGGAACCGGGAAUCUAGGUCUAGCAUUCACAGAAGCGAAGAACUGGACUGGAGAAUGGUCAGACAGCUCGAAUGGAUCCUUCAGACCGGAUGGAUAUCUCCUCGCCAACGUCACCGCCACAGCGGAAGGGAACUACACGAUGCCUCUUCCCAGACUUCGUGGAGGAUUCAGAUACCUGACUCUAUUCUCUGAGACAACUAGCGGAAGUGAAGCCAAUCAGACUUUCGCCAUCAACAUCCAGGAUAUCACGGUCGAGAUCGCUUACCAGCCAACGUGGUCAAAUUUGCGUGCUUACCAGGGAUAUUUCUCCUGCAGUGAUACUUUGUUGAAUCGAAUCUGGUACUCGGGUGCUUAUACCCUGCAAACGAAUGCUAUUCCCCCCGCAACAGGACGAGCGUUCCCAAUUCUUGGCGGUGGCUGGAUGAACGAUCAGGAUUUAGACCUUGGUAGCACCGGAGCUACCAUUUACGUUGAUGGAUCCAAGAGAGACAGGACGGUUUGGCCAGGAGAUCUUGGAAUUGCGGUACCUAGCAUUCUCGUGUCAACAGGCGAUUGGGAAGGUGUUUCGAAUACUUUGGUGGUUUUGUACAAUGAUCAACAAAGUACGGGAGAGCUCCCUUUCGCAGGUCCAGGAAUCAAUAUCUAUGGCUCUGACACGUACCACAUGGCUACAAUGAUCGGGACAUAUGAUUACUUCCUCUGGACCAACGAUCAAUCUUGGCUAAGCACCAUGUAUCCUAAGUACAAGAGCGCCAUGGGAUUCAUCACUGCGAAAAUUGAUAGUACCGGCAUGCUCGAUGUGACAGGAACCAAUGACUGGGGUCGACUUACCCAAGGAGGCCAUAAUACGGAGGCGAACAUGCUUCUGUACAAAGUCCUCACUUCAGGAAGUCAACUUGCGACGUGGGCAGGAGACUCCAGCUCGUCAUCUUCGUGGUCCUCUUUGGCAGCAACGUUGAAAGCAGCCGUCAACGCCAACAACUACCAAGCCUCAGCAGGCGCCUUCAAAAACGACGACACGGAAAUAGAACUCUACCCUGAAGACGGCAACAGCAUGGCCCUCGUCUUCAACGGCGCCCUCCCCCAAUACGUACAAUCCAUCUCCCAAUCCCUAACCAAGAACUGGAUCGCCAUCGGCGCCGUCGCCCCCGAGCUCCCCGACAACCUCGUCGGCUUCGUGCAAUCCUUCGAGAUCAAAGGCCACCUCGCCGCCCGCCAAGCCACCCGUGCCCUCGACCUGAUCCGUCGCGCUUGGGGCUGGUACAUCAACAACCCCUACGGCACGGAAUCGACCUGCAUCGAAGGCUACCUCGCCGACGGCAGUUUCGGCUACAGAGCAACCGCCGGCUAUGACAACGACUACUCCUACACCUCGCACGCGCACGGCUGGGGCACGGGGCCCACGGAUGCGCUGACGAGCUAUAUCGUCGGGCUGACGGUUACGGCGCCGGGAGGCAGUGAGUGGAAUCUCAGUCCGCAGUUUGGCGACCUGACGCAUGCGGAAGCGGGGUUUACGACGCCCAUGGGCAAGUUUUCGGCGAGUUGGACGACGACGGAUGGUGGGUAUACGGUGGCGUGGGGAGCGCCGGGGGGAACGCAGGGCGUGUUGGUGUUGCCUGCGUCGUCGGCGCCCAGUGUGGUGGUUGAUGGGGAGGCGUUGACGUUGAGUGAGGGGGCGUAUAAUGAGACUGCGGAGACGGUGACGAUUAGUGGGGCGAGUGGGAGUCAUACUGUGAAGGUUACUUAUUAGGGUGGUUAUUUAUUGUAUUUAGUACUAGGAGGUGAUGGUGGGUUUGCAUUUGCAUGGGUGGGUUUUUGGAUGGCAUUUUUGGUUGCGGGGUUGCAUUUUGAAAUUCUAAUGUCUAUGGUAAUGUAUUAACAAUAGCCAUGAGAUGAG